CUUUUAAAAUCGACUACACAAGUACUUUGCGUGACCGAAAUUCACUCGUCAUCUGCCAUGCAGCAACUCGAACCGUCAUUUGCAUAUACGCAAUUUCUCCACACCUCCACCAUAGUACACUAACACGAAAUGGAUAGGAAAAAGGCAACGUAGAUUGGCAAACUCAUGAAUUUACCCGAGACGUUUUGUUAGUUGGUGAAACAGGCUAAGCUUUAAACAGAGUAUUAAGGUAAGAUAAUUUCGCAUUACUUAGUUACGGUACAAGUGCAACAUUGCUAACUUAAAUGACGAGUACCAAAGCUUUUAUGGAUAAAGACAGCUCACCGGAAGAUUCUCGCUGUUUUUCUCUAGAAGUGCAAAGAGAGGAAAGAGCAUGUAAUGAUGAGACCGCUGGAGUUCAUAGACAACUAACUUCUAAUCACUCAAAUGCACCACAACUUGUUUCAACAUCCUCGGAACUUGAUUUAACAGGCGUAAAACUUGUUUCAACACUCCUGUUUGCACAAGAAGUGGGAAAAGAGACCGGUGGAGUUCAUAGACAGCUAACUUCUAAUCAUUCACAUGCACCACAAUUUGUUUCAACACCCCAAAAACUUGUUUCAGCACCCCAGUUUUCACAAAAAGUACAAAAAGAGUGUCCACGUAAUGAGGCGACCGGUGGAGUUCAUAGACAGCCAACUUUUGAUCCUUCAAAUGUACCACAACUUGAUGUUUUAACACUCCUAGAACCUGUUUCAUCAGAUGCAAGUGAAGAAGUAUCAAGUUCUAAACUACCUGAAACUGAAGAAAAAAUAGAUGUGAUAUACCAACACACUCUUGAAAAAAUAAAUGAAAAAAAGGGCGGGAGCAAGUUGGAUAUCGAAGAUUUAGGUAUUUUAAAGAGAGGUUCUGGAGGUUCAGUUAUCAACAAAUGCCGAUAUAAAGAAAAAAUUGGCAAAUCAGGUUAUAAAUACAUGGCUGCUAAACGGAUGAAUAUAAGUUCUUUUCCCGAUUUUAAAACCGAAAUCGAACAUGCGGCAAAUCACAGUAACCAUGAAAACAUUGCUGGUUAUGAGAGACAUGUACUGGAAGAUGGCUAUGUUACUCUGUAUAUGGAGUUGUGUGAUUUCACAUUAGAAUCGCUUAUUCGUAAGGAUUAUAAGGAAGUAAAUGAAGCGGUUGUGAAACAAUGUCCAGAUCCAAAGGAAAUAUUGCGUGCAGCAGUUAAAGGAAUCAAACAUUUGCAUGGGCAUAACAUUUUGCAUAUGGACAUUAAACCAAGCAACUUUAUGUUUAAAGAAGAUAGUAUAAAAGCUGGAAAGUUCCGUUAUGUUUUAAAGAUCAUUGACUUUGGCUUGAGCAAAAAAAUAGAUCCUGACAGAUCUUGCGCAUCAACUUGUGAUGUUGUGGGCACAAGGAGUUAUAUGUCACCAGAGCACCAUAAUCAAACUUCUUUUAAACCAACAAAGGCAACCGACAUGUUCUCACUGGGGUUGUUGUUUUAUUAUGUAUUAACAAAGGGAAAACAUCCAUUUGGAGCCAAAGAAAAUGCAAUUGCAUUUCAUAUAGAAGAAUAUAUGGAGCAGCCCUCUCUGAAAGGAUUGGUUUUAGACAACAAAGAGGAUGAAGUUCUGGCAAGAGAUUUGGUUUUAAGAAUGAUACAAAAGCUUCCUGAGGACAGACCAACAAUUGAAGAGGUUGAAAUUCAUCCUUACUUUUGGAAUGCUGAAAAAAAAGACUCCUUUUACAGGGCUGCCAAUGCUAUUAUCAUGGUGUAUGAUAAAAGUAAUGUGAAAUCAGACGGUGGCCGUUUUUUGGCAUCAUUGAAUGAGUUGAGGGAAAACAUGAAAAGAGAUAAUCUUAAGUUAGCGCACAUCCCGAAGUAUCAAGGAAAGCCGAACAAACAAACCGGGGAGCUUCGAGAAAUGGAUUACAAGAAUGUUCAAACCUAUGUUAGGUUUGUAAGGAACACUCUGGAACAUUGGAAUGAUUGUUUCGCACAUUUGAAAAAAGAAGAAAAGGAUAAGCUUCCUAAGAAAAUCGAAGAUAGAUUACGAAUGUUGACUUCGGCAUACCCUGAUAUAUUGCGUGAUCUCUACUAUAAACUGGUCACGGAUGCAAACUUCCAAGAUAAGUUUGGAGAACUGGCCAAAAUUGACUUAACAAAGGUGAAAUCAAAAAUCCAGGAUCCAAAGAAAGAUGGCGCAGUAUAAGCCUACCAGAUGAUUUUAGUAUUUCCUUUAAUUUUUAUGCAAUUGUGAUAUUUUAUACUUUUACCAACAUUUAGAUUUCAGUAUAUCCUUCAAUUAAUAUCACUUUAUAUGCAAUUGUGGUAUUUUAUACUUUGACUAACAUUCAAUUAGAAGUUCAACUGCACUAACUUGCACUUGGUAAUGUUUCAAUCAGCUUGUAUACAUUACAUUUUAACAUCAAUAAUAUUGUAUAUAAGGUUUUGCGUAGUUUUUACCAAUAGAGAUAGUAAACUGUA
Molecule: messenger RNA, 2467 nt
Organism: Ciona intestinalis (vase tunicate)
Lineage: Eukaryota; Metazoa; Chordata; Ascidiacea; Phlebobranchia; Cionidae
Source: RefSeq, a predicted model, not a curated record